Sorghum bicolor (sorghum) is the source of this 2739-nucleotide messenger RNA. Its product is annotated as protein NUCLEAR FUSION DEFECTIVE 4. The transcript has 3 exons. Bases 502 to 2289 code for a protein of 595 amino acids. The record is from RefSeq and is a predicted model, not a curated record. Gene Ontology annotation, cellular component: membrane. NCBI's taxonomy places the organism in Eukaryota, Viridiplantae, Streptophyta, Magnoliopsida, Poales, Poaceae.
AAAGGCUUUGGCUUCCCGUCGUGUCAACCCCCCGUGUUUGUCGCCUCGCCCCUGCUCCUCCUCUCGCGGCGGUCUCGCCGAGUUGCCCAUCGUUCCAUCCACGGAGGAGGGGGCCUACCCCCGCCGCCCGAUCCCCGACCCGACCGCGCAAACUGCGACAGCGAAAGCGGAAACGAGCUCGAAUCCCACGAAUUUCGGCCGGUCCCGUCCGUCAUUUUUGUAUCCGCGGCGCUGGGACACCAACGCACGCACGCUUAUCGGCAUUCAUUCGGCAACCCGCAAAAGGCCACGGCGACGACCGCUGCCGGAGCCUGCCGUGCCGCACAACGAACCGGGCGCGCCCGUCCGUCCGUCCCUGGCCCAGAAGAUCCCAACCCCGUCCGUCCGUCCGUCGCGGACUCCCGGCUCGGCGCCUCGUCCGUUCUGAAUCGGCCGCGCGCGCGCGCGGGGUAUCGCGGCGUCGGGGGGGUCGGAGCUCCCGGGAACCAGGGCGCAAGCGCAAUGGUGGAGGUGGGGAACCGGGUGCGGGGGUUCCUGCACAACCGGUGGCUGGUGUUCGUGGCGGCGAUGUGGAUGCAGUCCUGCGCGGGCGUCGGGUACCUCUUCGGCAGCCUCUCGCCCGGGAUCAAGGCCUCGCUCGGGUACAACCAGCGCCAGGUGGCCGGGCUCGGCGUCGCCAAGGACCUCGGCGACAGCGUCGGCUUCCUCGCCGGCACGCUCUGCGCCGUGCUCCCGCUCUGGGCCGCGCUCCUCGUCGGCGCCGCGCAGAACCUCGUCGGGUACGGAUGGGUCUGGCUCGCCGUCACGCGCCGCGUCCCCGUGCCCCCACUCUGGGCGAUGUGCAUUCUAAUCUUCAUCGGUAACAAUGGUGAGACGUACUUCAACACUGCUGCCCUUGUCUCAUGUGUUCAGAACUUCCCCAAGAGCCGUGGACCAAUUGUUGGUAUCCUCAAAGGAUUCGCUGGAUUAAGUGGUGCAAUUCUAACACAGAUUUAUGCAAUUGUACACUCUCCUGAUGAUGCUGCACUCAUCUUCAUGGUUGCGGUUGGCCCAACAAUGGUUGUUAUAGCUUUAAUGUUCAUUGUAAGACCUGUUGGAGGCCACAGACAAGUGCGGCCUUCUGAUGGCACAAGUUUCACAUUUGUAUACAGUGUCUGCUUGCUUUUGGCGGCUUAUCUUAUGGGCGUCAUGUUAUUGGAAGACCUUGUCGACUUAAGCCAGUCAGUGACUGUCGUGUUGACCAUUGUUCUAAUAAUCUUUUUAUUAGUUCCAAUAGUCAUCCCAGUUCUACUCAGCUUCUUUUCGGAUGAUGAUGAGACUUUGUAUGCACUAUUGUUGCCAUCACCUCGGAAAGAAGAACCAAGUGCAUCAACGUCUUCUGAGGAGCAACAGGAGGUUAUACUCAGCGAGGUGGAGGAUGAAAAGCCAAGGGACGUCGAUUUACUUCCAGCCUCAGAGAGGCAAAAAAGGAUAGCAGAACUGCAGACAAGGUUAUUUCAGGCAGCUGCUGUUGGUGCUGUCAGGGUUAAGAGAAGGAAAGGUCCACGGAGAGGAGAGGAUUUCACACUGAUGCAAGCGCUCAUCAAGGCAGAUUUCUGGCUUCUAUUUUUCUCCCUUCUGCUGGGCUCUGGAUCUGGUCUCACUGUGAUUGAUAAUCUUGGGCAAAUGAGCCAGUCAUUGGGUUACGAGGAAACUCACAUUUUUGUGUCAAUGAUUAGCAUCUGGAACUUUCUUGGACGUAUUGGUGGAGGGUACUUCUCAGAGAUUAUUGUCAAAGAUUAUGCAUAUCCAAGGGCAAUUGCAUUAGCAAUAGCUCAAGUCCUGAUGGCGAUUGGGCACUUCAACUUUGCAAUGGCUUGGCCUGGGACAAUGUACAUUGGCACGCUGCUUGUCGGAGUAGGCUAUGGUGCCCACUGGGCCAUUGUGCCAGCCGCAGCCUCUGAACUGUUUGGGGUGAAAAAUUUCGGAGCACUCUAUAAUUUCCUCACAGUCGCAAAUCCAGCAGGCUCCCUGGUAUUCUCAGGGGUUAUCGCCAGUGGCAUCUAUGACGCUGAAGCAGCAAAGCAGGCUCAGCAGCGCCACAACUCUAUGUUGCUGGCAAUGAGUGGCAGAGUGGUUAACAUAGUCUCUGAAGCCGCUCCAUCAUUGAAGUGUGAGGGCGCCAUCUGUUUCUUCCUCUCAUCCCUGAUCAUGUCCGGGUUCUGCAUCAUUGCUUUUGGCUUGAGCUUGAUCCUGGUCUAUCGGACGAAGAUUGUGUACACAAGUCUAUAUGGGAAACCGCGUACUUGAAAAAUGAACCUUCAAGGGCCAGAGGGCGUGAAAUGGCUCCAGAAUUCUCAAAACAUACGUCAAUUUUGAAUUUAGUCUGGUACCCCCAUGCUUGUACAGGUAUAGUGUUGGUCUUCUUUCUUUGAGGAGAGUAGAACAGGAGCUUUGCGUUCCAUUACAAAUGGAACGCUGCUGAGGCACGCGAGUCCCAGAAGGUUAAUCUCUCAAGCAGCAUUUCAAGUUUGUGGCUGCAGAUGGGAGGUUCAUUAUUGUGAAGUAUACGAGAGUAGAAAGUUCGUGGUGGAAAUGCUGUUCUUUGCUCAAAUUUUGCUGUAUUUAGUUUGGAAAAAUUGUAUACACAUGUAAUAAGCUGGAGACAUUUCGACGUAUGUCAGAGUGGAGAACAUAUUCUUUUAUGAUUUGCUGAAACUUGAAGUUGAAAUAUAUUAAGUUGAAAUAUAGUAAUAAACA